Motacilla alba alba is the source of this 1119-nucleotide messenger RNA. RefSeq lists its product as uncharacterized. The record is from RefSeq and is a predicted model, not a curated record. The coding region runs from base 95 to 739 and encodes 214 amino acids. Lineage: Eukaryota; Metazoa; Chordata; Aves; Passeriformes; Motacillidae. The transcript has 3 exons.
CCUUUGCUCUCUUACUUGAUCAUCCAUGUCCAUCCUCUUCACAGCUGCCUAAUGGGACCAAGAAGGACCUUUAGAAAACCCUCUGGUUGGAGCCAUGCAUAGCAGAAACCACAGAAACAGUUUCUGUUCUGUGUCAUGCAGCUACAGAUCUUCCUGGGGUGUGACAUGUGCAUGUUCAAAACCUCCUGGUGACAGUAAGCAGAAAAUAAGCUCAAGAAAGCCUGUUCCUGUCAGCCAGCUGGACAUCAUCAUGCAGUGCACCAGAGCUCAUGCAUUGAUAUCAACAUGCACCGAGGAGCAUAUUUAUGCCACAGAACAUUUCCCAGGCAGCAGUGGCAUAGUGGCUGGAGGAGCACAGAUGAAUGAAAAAAGCUACCCUACAGUACAAAGAUCUGAGCCUACCAUCACACUAAUGUCUACUUUCACUGAAGACAUCCUACAAUACAUCAAGAGCAGGUGCAGACACAAUGUGAGUGAGGAGGAAAAGAAACAAAGCAUCACUAUCCUGAGUUUGGCUCUCUGGUGCCAGCCAGGACCAGUGUGGAGAUAUUUGGGCAUAGGUUACCAAAACAUUUCACCAGAAGACAGAGUGGAGCAUUACUGGGGUCUCAGGUUAGUGGGAUGUGAUGAAAGCUGUGGGGUUGGCAGGACUGACCACAAGAAAGACUUAGAGGAGGAUCUCUUUCCACACAACUUGCUGUCUCCUAUUUCCCAUCAGCAUAUUGUGCCUUUGAACUAAAAUACAAUAUACAUUGGAAUUUCAAAAUGGGAAGAGCAGUAGGAACCUACAAGGAUCCUACCUCACCCCUUCUAACAAUUCCAACUCUGAUACAUUAGUAUUGAAAGUAACCCAUGGGAGGAAAGGAAAAUUGCAAUGAUAGGUGAUGCUAAUUAUCUCCCUGAGGAUGCUUUACACAAGUAGGGUCAAGGUCAUAUUGGAAAAAUAGUUCUUACAUAUAGCCUCUGUUGAAACACCAAGGUUAAUAACCUUAGAGAGUAUUUAUUGUAUCCCUUAAGCUGAUAAAAUAGACACAAACCCAUACAAUGUUCACAUAAAACUUCUGUGCAAAUAUGGCCUCCUAUUCAGAAUGGUAUUUAGAAUAUGAUUAUUUAUUUAGA